Molecule: messenger RNA, 858 nt
Organism: Rhodotorula toruloides NP11
Lineage: Eukaryota; Fungi; Basidiomycota; Microbotryomycetes; Sporidiobolales; Sporidiobolaceae
Exons: 5
Coding region: 1-858 (285 amino acids)
Source: RefSeq, a predicted model, not a curated record
AUGCCGCGCUCCCGCACACCACGCACCGCCCUCCUCUCGCUCGCCAGCAUCAUCUCUCUCGCGGCAGCCUCACCCUUGAACCUGGUCGAGCGGAGUCCAGUGUCGGAAGGAGGUUACUACAACCCGACAUCAAAUGGCGGGCAGUGGCUCACGCUCGCACGGGAUACGUACCCUCCCGGUUUGGGCGAGCCGAUCAACCUCGUCGUCUCGAGCGAGUCGGAUGGCCUCCUCAUGACGGACGACGGCUUCUUCGACUUUUGCGAGUCGAUCAACUUUAGCGGCGAAUGCUUGGGUCAGACGGGUGGCUUGCGGCAGGCGGCGAACCUGGGAGACGGAAAGGGGAUGAUCAACCAGACCACCCUGCUGCGCGAGAACUUCGGCGACCCCUCCUUCGGCACCUGCCUCGAAACGGUCAAAGGCGGCUUCCACUUCCGAGUGUGGCGGCAGAACGGCUCCGAAGCGGAUUCGGGCGCAUGGUUCCUCGCGGCGAGUCAGGAGCAGAACUUGACGUUGCAGCACGGGAUUCCUCCGAAUGGGUACGACCUCGGUCGGGAUCAAGUUGUCCAGCGCGCUAUCGCAUCAGGCGGCACCAAAUCUCCCCUCACGAAUCGCACGUUCACGACGACGGUCGCAAACGCUUCCGGUCCGGGUUACUACGCCGACGUUACGACGAGCCAGAUCAAUCACGGUAUCGGGACGGAUGGCGUCGUCGCUGUGCUGACCGUCAAGGUCACCUCGAACGGAAGCGUGAAAUCCACGUCGAGCGCCGUACCUGCACUCUCCCUAUCUCGCCACGACCUCGCACGCAUUGCUGGCGUCGCGCUAGCCAGCUGCCUCGCCCUCUCUCUCCUCAUCUAG